CAUUGGGGAAGAGAGGAGUCAACUGUCGGAGGGUAAGGGCAGCACCAUACUUACAAAUGGGCCCACCAUUGUGGGCUGUCUGCCUGGGUGGAGAGGCUAGACAACGAAGCGCCUCCCCGUUACCAUGGUAGCCCAUCCUCUUCCCAACCCCGCCCGCCUUUACUGGCCCUGGGAAAGGCCCGUGGGGAGCGGUCGCCUAGUGCGACUGAAGGCUCCGCCCCUCACUCCGGGUGGCUCUCCGACUGUCUUCCCGCCUGCUUGGCAGUGGGAGGGCGCUGUGGUGGUGGCGUCACAUCCGGGCGGGUGGGUGAGUUCCGGUAUUUCAGGGCGGAGCAGGCGGAAGUAGGGGGUGAGAAGCGGCUGCUACGCCGAGCGGAGGAGGCAGGAACGCGAGACCGAGAAGCAGCUGGGUGGGGACCAUGGCCGGGAUCACCACCAUCGAGGCGGUGAAACGCAAGAUCCAGGUUCUGCAGCAGCAGGCCGAUGAUGCAGAGGAGAGGGCCGAGCGCCUCCAGCGGGAAGUGGAGGGAGAAAGGCGGGCCCGGGAACAGGCUGAGGCUGAGGUGGCCUCCUUGAACCGUAGGAUCCAGCUGGUUGAGGAGGAACUGGACCGUGCUCAGGAGCGCCUGGCCACUGCUCUGCAAAAGCUGGAGGAAGCAGAAAAAGCUGCUGAUGAGAGUGAGAGAGGUAUGAAGGUUAUUGAAAACCGGGCCCUAAAAGAUGAAGAAAAGAUGGAACUUCAAGAAAUACAACUCAAAGAAGCUAAGCACAUUGCAGAAGAGGCAGACAGAAAGUAUGAAGAGGUGGCUCGUAAGUUGGUGAUUAUUGAAGGAGACUUGGAACGCACAGAGGAACGAGCUGAGCUGGCAGAAUCCCGUUGCCGAGAGAUGGAUGAGCAGAUUAGACUGAUGGACCAGAACCUGAAGUGUCUGAGUGCUGCUGAAGAAAAGUACUCUCAAAAAGAAGACAAGUAUGAGGAAGAGAUAAAGAUUCUUACUGAUAAACUCAAGGAGGCAGAGACCCGUGCUGAAUUUGCUGAGAGAUCAGUAGCCAAACUGGAAAAGACAAUUGAUGAUUUGGAAGAUAAACUGAAAUGCACCAAAGAGGAGCACCUCUGUACACAAAGAAUGCUGGACCAGACUCUGCUUGACCUGAACGAGAUGUAGAGCUCCCCAGUCCCACCCUGCUGCUGCUCCUCCCUCUGACCCCAACUCCGCCUGAGGCCAGCCUGUCUGAAGCUGACCUUGAAACUGAGGGUUGAUCUUUAACUGGAAGGCUGCUUUCUCCUUUUGCCACCCCCUCUACCCUGUCCCUCAUGUCUUUUUUUCACCAAAACUGUUCCUGCCUCUUCCCAGAGAUUCCAGUUGGGCUAGAGGCUGAGCACUUUUGGGAACAUUUAAGGGAAUGUGAGCACAAUGCAAAGUGUCUUUAAAAGCAUGUUGUGAUGUACACAUUUUGUAAUUACUUUUUUUUGUUGUUACAGCAACCAUUUGUAAAACAUUCCAAAUUUUUCCACAGCUCUGAAGCAGCAAUCUAAUUCCUUUCUCACUUUUGAAAGGUAACUUUUCAGCCUAAGGCAUAUUGCCCUCCAGAGGAGGAAAACAGGUAUGGGCCUGCCUUACCACGAGCCAAACAGAGCCUAGCAAAAGACUCCACCACGGGAAACCUCAUUGCUCUGUACAAAGUAUCAGCCAAACCGAAAAGGUGAUUCUAGGAGGUGUUAGCCAAAAAAUAAACAAAUACCGUGCUGUUCAGGUUUUCAGCUUUAAGUUAUCUUCUGGACUUUUAUUUUUUACUUUUUUUCAUCAGAAGUGACCAAAUUAGGAUGGUAAGACCUCUGAGGACCAACCCCCUUGCCUUUCUUUCUUUCUUUCUUUUUUUCAGUGCUGGGGAUUAAACCUAGGGCCUCCUGCCUUUUAGGCAAGUGCUCUAUCAUUGAGCCACAUCCUCAGCCCUGAGACCAGAUUUUUGUUUUAUCUCUACCCCCUUCACAACUGGUCACGCAAAGGAUCAUGUGCCCCCUAGUUUUGAGGUGACCACUUAAUUGCUGUCUUGCCUCCUUGAAGGAAGAACGAAAAUUAUGUUUUUGCCACUGAUUUAACCAUAUGAAAUUCAUCUCUCACCCAUUUCUGGGUCUGAAGCUGCUGUCUCUAAAAGUGCCAUCUUGUGCUUUGUAUCCAUGCUGGAGAAAUCUUGAAUAGCUUAUGUACAAAACUUUUAUAUUAUUUUGAAACUUUGCAUCUAUGGGGUUGGGGAGGCCUGGCCACCUUGUCUGACUGUGAGACCUCUACAGUCUGAGGGCUGGUAGUGUGCUGAUCUUUUGAAGUUUCUUUCCCCACCCAAUUCCCACUUUUAGGUGAGGUUUCUGUGAGGUCUGUUAGGUGUACAUCCUGCAGCUUAUUGGCUAAAAUGUAUUCUCCUUUAUUGUGGUCACUUUGGGGCCAGUUGGGAGAAAGAAACCAAUAGUGCAACUGUUUUGAUACUGAAUAUUGACAAGUGUCUUUUUGAAAUAAAGAACCAGUCCCGCCAACCCUCAUAUGUACUUGACUUUUAUUUAUUAAACCAAAUGUGCUUUCUCCAUAAGAGCUAUGAAAUUUGGGUUGAAAAAUCAGAUGUUUGUGGGUGGUAACAGAAUUUAAUGUAGCACA
Molecule: messenger RNA, 2648 nt
Organism: Castor canadensis (American beaver)
Lineage: Eukaryota; Metazoa; Chordata; Mammalia; Rodentia; Castoridae
Gene: Tpm3
Product: tropomyosin 3
Source: RefSeq, a predicted model, not a curated record